Molecule: messenger RNA, 2056 nt
Organism: Pieris rapae (cabbage white)
Lineage: Eukaryota; Metazoa; Arthropoda; Insecta; Lepidoptera; Pieridae
Gene: rho-4
Product: rhomboid-related protein 2
Exons: 7
Coding region: 245-1384 (379 amino acids)
Cellular component (GO): membrane
Molecular function (GO): calcium ion binding; serine-type endopeptidase activity
Source: RefSeq, a predicted model, not a curated record
UUACUUCAUGUCAGUAUUUGUCAGUAUUCAUAACGGUACUAUUGGCUCAGGCUGUGUGGUGUAAAAUAUUGUUAUCAAUUAUAUAAACACGAUCAAACAUAAAGUAUAUCGAGUACAACGCUAUCUUAUCUUGGGCGUGUAUAAUAAAUCGAUGAUGAUUUUAAGCUAAGCCAAAAGAAGAUUUGUAAUUUAUUAAAAUAUAACAGCAUUACAGGGAGUAAGGCAUACUAAAAAUCGGUGUAAAAUGCAGGCCACUCAACGGGAAACAGCAGUUUCUAUACCGCUUACACCGACGAGGUCGGAUUUAUAUUGGAGAAGGAUUUUUAACAAGUACGACAGAGACAACGACGGUCGGAUAUCAUACGUAGAGCUUAAAAACAUAAUCGAAUCAAGGGAAUACGAUCAUGACCUACCCGAUAAUGUGGUGGAAAAGAUCAUGGCAUUGGCAGACCGUGACAACUCAGGUUACCUCGAGUUCGCCGAGUUUGUGGAGAUGAUGCACAACCCAGCUUUGAAAGCUGUGUUUGGGCACUUUGUUGCGAGAUAUGUGCAUUCAAUUAUACCACAUCGAGGACCAGUGGAUACAACAGGAAGGUGGUCUGGAUUCCAGCCAGUCUCUUCGUCAGAUGGCGUCCGAACUCGUAGCAAGGCAGUAUUCACGUACACAGACGGAACCUACGAGGAGGAGUACAGUUGCUGGCCACCAGCCAUCUCCAUGAUCAUCAUAUCCCUGGUGGAGAUUGUCCUGUUCUGCUAUGAUGAAGCCCAGGGGAAAACAGGUGCGACCGGACCGAUAGCGAAACUAUUCCUAUACAACCCACGGAAAAGACAUGAGGCAUGGAGAUUCCUGACAUAUAUGCUGGUACAUGUAAACGUAGUACACCUACUUGUCAAUCUUCUGGUGCAGCUGUUCCUCGGAGUACCACUGGAGAUGGUUCACAAGUGGUGGCGAGUGGUUCUCGUCUACCUGGCCGGAGUGGCUGCCGGGUCACUUGCCACCAGUCUGGCUGACCCCAAGGUCUACCUUGCAGGCGCAUCUGGUGGAGUGUAUGCGUUAAUUACGGCGCAUAUUGCUACUAUUAUUAUGAAUUGGGCAGAAAUGGAGUUUGCAAUAAUCCAGCUGCUGGUAUUUGUUCUUUUGGCGGGGGUGGACGUCGGUACAGCGGUGUACGAUAGAUAUUGGAAGCAGACGCAGCAGAAUAUUGGUUACGUCGCACAUCUUGGAGGUGCCGUUGCUGGACUGUUGGUCGGAAUUGGCGUACUCCGAAAUCUAGAAAAGCGCAAGUGGGAGAAGAGGCUGUGGUGGGCGGCAGUCAUACUAUACUUCUCUUUGAUGAUCGCCGGAAUUCUUGCCAAUAUCUUCUGGGAGUCACGGUUCCUAUAAAUGAUCUCUACUUAAUAAUAAGUGUAAAAAUAAAAUGAUUUAUUGCAUGGAAUGUCAAGAAUAUUUUGACGGGAAUGAAACGUUUUAAGUAAAUUUUUGAUAAACAUACAUUAAAUAUUAAUUACGAAAUUAUUUUUAGAUUGUAAAUUCUUAAUAAAUUUUUAAACUUACGGCAAAACCGUUGGUAUGAUGCCUUGACCUUUUGUAAUAGUUGGGAUGUUGAUUUGGCCGUAUUGCCAGGGUAAUAUUGAUAUUUAUAUGGUAGCUACCUACCUGAGGCAUUUAAGCUCAAGUUAUAUUCACUCAUAGUAAUUGCUGUACUUGUUAAUUCCAUAAAAUUUACGUUUCGUAGUAAUUAUGAAAGGUACUUCGAUUAUGAACCCGGCGGUAGUGUGAUUGAAAUUGCUAACGAGCGGCUAUUAGAUGAACCGAGACGGUAUGCAUUUAAAAAAUAUACACUUUACUGGAUUAAUACAAGUAUUAUUAUCACAAUUUUAAAAUUAUUUUAAAUAUAAAAUGACACAUCCGGCUCCGGUCAAGACAUCAUAAUUUACACUCAAAAUUAAUAAUUUUAAAAUUGUGGAAAAUAUUUUUUUAAAUCGAAGUCAGAAUGACAUUUUAGAAAAGCGGCCGUUUGAGUAUGACCUAAGCAGUAUAUGGUUGAGGGGGGGG